CCGGAGCAGCUAUACAGUUCAGGCAGUUUUCUUCAAGUAAAGAAGUUACUUGACUAUAAAUAAAGGUUAACUGAACACAGCACCAAUAUGAGAGAUUACGAUGGAAUUACAGCUUUCUUGGGAACAUGGGGACCCUUUCAGCGGACAAUCUUUUUGGCAUUGGCCAUCAGCAUCCUGCCCAAUGGAUUUACUGGUAUUUAUAUACUGUUUGUAGGUGAUACCCCGCCACAUGAGUGCUUUAUUCCUGAGGAUUAUAAUGUCAGUGACAUGUGGAGAAAUGUGACCAUCCCCAUGGUGACAACGAAUGGUGUGUCACAGCGUAGUUCGUGCUCAAGACUCAAACUGGAGACAGUUAAAAACUUCUCUAGCCUGAAUAUCAUUCCAAAUGUGGAUAUCAACGUGAGUGAAAUUGAGCUGGAGAGUUGCUUGGACGGUUGGAAAUACAGCAAAGAGGUCUACCAGUCAACAAUUGUCACUGAGUGGGAUGUGGUGUGUGAUAACGCGUACAAAGUUCCUUUGACCACAUCAAUUCACUACUUUGGUGCGCUGGUGGGAACAUUCAUCUCUGGCCAGAUGUCCGACAGGUUUGGAAGAAAGCCAGCACUCUUCACUACAAUAGUAAUCCAGAUUGUGGCCACCUUCGCACAAAUAUUCUCCCCAAACUGGGAGGUAUUCAGUAUUAUUUUCUUCUUUGUUGGCGCUGGAUCAGUCUCCAACUAUGUCAUAGCGUAUGUUCUUGGGACAGAAAUACUGAGCCCUGGAGUUCGUGUGGUAUUCUCCUCUCUUGGAGUGUUCCUAAGCUCUGCGAUCGGCUACAUGUUAAUGCCACCUUUGGCAUACUUCAUCCGUGAGUGGAGGUGGUUGCUGGUGCCCAUGGCAGGCUCUGGACUCAUAUACAUCCCCCUAUGGUGGGUCAUCCCAGAGUCUCCCAGAUGGCUGCUCUCUCAGGGAAGAGUUGAGGAGGCUGAGGCCAUACUGAGAGACGCUGCCAGGAGGAACAGAGUUGAAGCACCAGAGGUCAUCUUCACUCCCUCAGAGGUAGAAGAUGCUCUAGCCAUGAAGGACAUGAAACACAACAUUCUGAAUGUCAUGAGGAGCAGCAACAUGCUCUCAGUCACAGUGCUGUGUUCCCUUCUGUGGAUGAUCAUCUCCUGUGGUUACUUUGCCCUGAUUUUGAACACCAACAACCUCAAUGGAAAUCCCUAUAUCAACUGCUUCCUGUCUGGAGUUGUAGAAGUGCCAGCCUAUUUCAUCGCCCUGGUGCUGCUCAGAUACUGUUCCAGACACUUAUGCCAGUCCUCCACUCUCUUCCUAGGUGGCACUGUUAUUCUCUUCAUUAACAUUGUCCCAACAGAUCUCCCAGGAGUGGCCAUCUUUCUGGAGAUGGUGGGGAAGUUUGCCAUCACCACAGCAUUCUGUGUAGUGUACGCCGUCACGUCGGAGCUCUUCCCCACCGUGGUUAGGAACAUGGCUAUGGGGACGUGCUCCAUGGCAGCACGCAUAGUCACCAUCCUCUCCCCCUUCAUCAUCUACCUCGGAAAUUACUACAAGUACCUCCCAUACAUAUUGAUUGGUAGCCUGGCAAUAUUUGGGGGUCUGUUCUGCUUCAUUUUACCUGAGAGUUACGGGAGGGUGUUGCCAGAAACCAUCUCACAGAUGCAACAAAUCAAAGGGUGUCGAUGCAACACAGACCAAGACACCAAAAACAUUGAUAGCAAAUCUGAGUUUCGGAAGGAGUCUAAAUUGUGA
Molecule: messenger RNA, 1749 nt
Organism: Salvelinus sp. IW2-2015
Lineage: Eukaryota; Metazoa; Chordata; Actinopteri; Salmoniformes; Salmonidae
Product: solute carrier family 22 member 4-like
Biological process (GO): quaternary ammonium group transport; transmembrane transport
Cellular component (GO): membrane
Molecular function (GO): quaternary ammonium group transmembrane transporter activity
Source: RefSeq, a predicted model, not a curated record